This is a messenger RNA of Linum tenue, 411 nucleotides long. Lineage: Eukaryota; Viridiplantae; Streptophyta; Magnoliopsida; Malpighiales; Linaceae. The record is from the annotation of a GenBank genome assembly.
CUGAAAAAGAGAAAAACCCAGAAGCAAAGAGAAAUAGAGCUGAGCUUGGAUUUGGGUCUGAUCCAUGUCUCCAAAACCGGCGCCGAGUGUCUGAAAGAGGUCGCCAAAGUCAAGGAUGUUGGUCAGAAGCUGUCCAGGCUUGACGAUUACGUCAACAGAUUGGAAGAUGAGCGCCGGAAGAUCGAGGUCUUCCGCCGGGAGCUUCCUCUCUGCAUGCUCCUUUUGAACGAUGCGAUUCUGAAAUUGAAGGAGGAAGCGUUGCGUUGCAAGGAAUUGAACGAUCGAGCUGCUGCUGGUCAAGGAGAUGGAGAAGAAGGGGAGAUGAUGAACAAGAAGAGCUGGAUGGAUUCCGUGCAGCUAUGGAAAACUGGAGAUUCCAACCUGGUCGAAUCCGAUUCAGAACCAAAACAG